CUGCCAGGCUCUUAAUGCAAGCACUAAGCACUUCACACGCGUCCACUGAAUGGAGGGCAACUUGAGCCACUUCAUGAAUAAGUGAUCUCAUAAGGUACCCCGGGUUCCCACUUCUUUCUCUCUUUCAGAACCUCUCUGGUUCUCGGAUUACCUCGGGUCAUUACAUCACAACAACAACGAACAACAUUCAUAACCCUUUUCCUGUCUGUCAAAGUCAACAACCUCUUGCUUGAGGUAAUCAAGACAUUGAACAGCAAAGAUGCCGGGCACUUCGCGCAUGCCUGUCAGCCUCCGGCAGAGCAUUGACAGCGUCAAGAGGUCGAGGCCGAGGAAUCCGAUGCAGGUGGUGAACCUCAAUGUCGACUUAAUCCGCAACAUCGUCUUCUUCCUCUUCCUGCUCCGUUGGACCCGCCGCGCCUUGUGGAAGCUCAAAGGCCGCGGUCUCUUCGGCACCCUCUUCGAGCUCUUCACUGACGCCCGCCGCAUCCUCUACGGUUACUUCCUCCGCCUGCCCGGCGUGCGCACCAAAGUGCGCGCCCAGAUCGACGAUGCCCUCACCAAGAUGCAAGCCAAGAUGAUUCCCGCGGGCCAGACCCGGUACCUCUCUCUCCCCAAGGAAGGUUGGACCGAGGGGGCCAUCCGCAAGGAGCUCGAAGCGCUCGCGACCAUGGACCACACGCGGUGGGAAGACGGCUUCGUCUCGGGUGCCGUCUACAGCGGUGAGGACGAACUUCUGAAACUACAAACAGUAGCCUACGGCAAGUUCACCGUCGCCAACCCGAUCCACCCGGACGUCUUCCCGGGAGUACGCAAGAUGGAAGCCGAAGUAGUCGCCAUGGUUCUCUCCCUCUUCAAUGCGCCCCCGGGAGCCGCCGGCGUCUCCACCUCGGGCGGCACCGAGUCCAUCCUCAUGGCCAUCCUCAGCGCCCGCCAAAAGGCCUACCACGAGCGCGGCGUUACCGAGCCGGAGAUGAUCAUCCCCGAAACCGCCCACACAGCCUUCCGCAAAGCAGCCGAAUACUUCAAGAUCAAACUCCACCUCGUCUCCUGCCCUGCUCCCUCCUACCAAGUCGACACCAAGCGUGUGGCCCGGCUGAUCAACCGCAACACUAUCAUGCUAGUCGGUUCGGCCCCCAACUUCCCGCACGGCAUCAUCGACGACAUUUCGGCUCUCUCCAAGCUCGCCCUCCGCAAAAAGAUCCCCCUGCACGUCGAUUGCUGCCUAGGCUCCUUCCUCGUUCCCUUCCUCGACAAAGCCGGCUUCGACUCGCAACCGUUCGACUUCCGCCUCAAGGGCGUCACUUCGAUCUCCUGCGACACGCACAAAUACGGCUUUGCCCCCAAAGGCAACAGCACAGUCCUCUACCGCAACGCCGAGUUGAGGGCAUAUCAAUACUUCGUCGACCCUUCCUGGUCCGGAGGCGUUUACGCCUCCCCGGGAAUCGCCGGCUCGCGCCCCGGUGCUCUCAUCGCCGCCUGCUGGGCCUCGCUCAUGUCCGUGGGCGAAGAAGGCUAUCUCAAGUCGUGCACGCAAAUCGUGGGCGCAACCAAGAAACUCGCCGAACAUAUCCGCUCCGGUCACCCUACCUUGCAGCAGGAACUCGAAAUCCUCGGUAACCCCUUAGUCUCCGUCCUGGCUUUCCAAGCCAGGGGGGAUUUGAAUAUUUAUGACAUCGCCGACGGCAUGUCCGCGCGCGGGUGGCACCUCAACGCGCUGCAGAACCCUCCCGCUAUCCAUGUAGCGGUGACGGCGCCGGUGGCGAAGAAUUGGGAGCGGUUAGCGACCGAUUUGGAGAGCGUGGUGGAGGAGGAACGCGAAAAAGAGAGGGUGAGGCAGGUGGAGGCGUUGAAGAUGGGUACCUCGAAAGGAAAGACGGGGAAGCAAAAGGCGGCGGGAGACACGGCGGCGUUGUAUGGUGUUGCGGGGAGUUUGCCGAAUAAGAGCGUGGUGGUGGAUUUGGCGAGGGGGUUUUUGGAUUUGUUGUAUAAGGCUUAGUUAGGACUAAGCUGAAUGAAUUAGUGGUAAUCAAGUAAAAAUUGGGUUUGUUGUUGUUCGAGCAAGCGUUGCGUUAUGUUGUGUUUGUUGAAGAGAGAUACCUAAGUAGGAAGGAAGGAAGGAAACUGGAUCAAAAAGGGAACCUGGAAGGGUAAUUGUACAAUUAUUUCGAG
Molecule: messenger RNA, 2169 nt
Organism: Neurospora tetraspora
Lineage: Eukaryota; Fungi; Ascomycota; Sordariomycetes; Sordariales; Sordariaceae
Product: putative sphingosine-1-phosphate lyase
Exons: 2
Coding region: 260-1996 (578 amino acids)
Biological process (GO): carboxylic acid metabolic process; sphingolipid catabolic process
Cellular component (GO): endoplasmic reticulum
Molecular function (GO): pyridoxal phosphate binding; sphinganine-1-phosphate aldolase activity
Source: RefSeq, a predicted model, not a curated record